Messenger RNA from Jaminaea rosea, 513 nucleotides. Its product is annotated as V-type proton ATPase proteolipid subunit. Gene Ontology annotation, molecular function: proton-transporting ATPase activity, rotational mechanism. NCBI's taxonomy places the organism in Eukaryota, Fungi, Basidiomycota, Exobasidiomycetes, Microstromatales. Gene Ontology annotation, cellular component: proton-transporting V-type ATPase, V0 domain. Gene Ontology annotation, biological process: proton transmembrane transport. The transcript is spliced from 4 exons. The record is from RefSeq and is a predicted model, not a curated record. The coding region runs from base 1 to 513 and encodes 170 amino acids.
AUGUCGCAGAUUCUCGCUUCCAACGAUGUCAACCCGCUCUGCCCCGUCUACGCUCCCUUCUUUGGAGCCAUGGGCGUGACGGCAGCCAUCGUCUUCACCUGUCUCGGCGCAUCAUACGGCACAGCCAAGUCCGGUGUCGGUAUCUCGGCCAUGGGUGUCUUGCGCCCUGACCUCCUCAUCAAGUGCAUUGUCCCCGUAGUCAUGGCUGGUAUCAUUGCCAUUUACGGCCUCGUUGUUUCCGUCCUCAUCUCCGGUGACCUCAAGUCGCCCAUGACCUUGUACUCGGGCUUCAUUCAGCUCGGCGCUGGUCUCUCCGUCGGUCUCUCUGGUCUCGCAGCAGGAUUCGCCAUCGGUGUUGUCGGCGACGCCGGUGUGCGUGGGACUGCGCAGCAGCCUAGGCUCUUCAUUGGAAUGAUUCUCAUUCUCAUUUUCGCCGAGGUCCUGGGUCUGUACGGGCUCAUCGUCGCCCUUAUUCUCAACACCCGUUCGCAGGACGCCCCGGCGUGCUCGUAA